AUGAACAAGGAAGUUGAAAUUUGCAUUAAAAACCGAUUCGACAUACUAAAACGAGUCGGAAAGGGGGUAUUAUUCAGAAUUCUCACAUUGAUAGCCUACGGAAUUGUUUGGAAAGCGCGAGAUCGAACAAAUUCAAAAGUUGUAGCCCUCAAAAAAAUAUUCGAUGCUUUCCAAAACUCUACCGACGCUCAAAGAACAUUUCGCGAAAUAGUUUUUUUGCAAGAAUUUAAAAAUCACGAAAAUAUAAUUUCGCUAUUCGAUGUGGUAACGGCUGAAAGUCACAAGGACAUAUACCUCGUUUUCGAGUACAUGGGUAUCCUGAUUGUUUCCACGUGACUAGAGUCGGACCUGAGCAGCAUAAUCAUAAAGGGGUACAUUCUCAACGACAUUCACCAUCGUUAUAUAAUCUACCAAGUUUUAAACGCUAUUAAAUACAUACAUUCCGGAAAUGUCAUUCACAGAGAUUUAAAGCCUUCAAACAUUUUGGUCAACAGGCAAUGUCAGAUAAAGUUGUGCGACUUUGGUUUGGCUCGGUCCAUCAACAAUUCUCCGGUCGCCAACAAUAAAAGUCCUGAUUUGACGAGUUACAUCGCAACGAGGUGGUAUCGGGCUCCCGAAAUACUUCUUGGUUCAAAAAGGUGUUAUUUUCCUGAAUAUUGGCAGCUAUACUAA
This is a messenger RNA of Octopus sinensis (East Asian common octopus), 672 nucleotides long. RefSeq names its product mitogen-activated protein kinase 15-like. Gene Ontology annotation, cellular component: nucleus; cytoplasm. The record is from RefSeq and is a predicted model, not a curated record. Gene Ontology annotation, biological process: protein phosphorylation; intracellular signal transduction. Lineage: Eukaryota; Metazoa; Mollusca; Cephalopoda; Octopoda; Octopodidae. Gene Ontology annotation, molecular function: MAP kinase activity; ATP binding.